AUGGCCAGAAGCAUGCUUGAGUGGACGAGAGUACCAAUGUUUAUCAUCCUCUCCAUCCUUGGUAUCACUAGUGUAACCAGCACCAAUGCAAUUGCAUCACAAAAGAGCCCGUUUGUACCUCAAGACAACUACCUCAUUAGCUGCGGGGCAUCUGGUUCUGUGCAGCUUGAUGAUGGCAGGACAUUCCGCUCUGAUCCAGAGUCGGUAUCUUUUCUGUCCACCCCAAUGGACAUCAAGAUCACAGCUAACAAUUCUCCAACUGCUGCUUCACCAUUAUCCCCACUGUACCUGUCUGCAAGAGUUUUCUCUGAUGUUUCAACUUAUAGCUUCUUUGUCUCGCAGCCUGGCCGCCAUUGGAUCCGUCUCUACUUCUUACCUAUCCCUGACAAAAAAUACAACCUCACCUCAGCAACAUUCUCUGUGUUCACUGACAAUAUGGUUCUUCUCCAUGACUUCUCCUUCAUAGCCAGUCCCCCUAACCCCAUCCUUAAGGAGUAUAUUGUUGUAACACAGGGAGACACCUUGAAGAUCAUUUUCACCCCAAAGGACUCAAUAGCAUUCAUCAAUGCUAUUGAAGUUGUCUCAGCUCCACCCACCCUAAUCCCAAAUACCACCAAUGGCCUGCCUCCUCAAGAACAAUUUGACAUCUCCAACAAUGCAUUGCAGCUUGAGGCAGCAGCACAGGCGGCUUGGGUUCCUCCUAGAACCAUCAAGUACCCUGAUGACAAGGCAGUCACACCACUCAUUGCUCCAGCAAACAUAUACUCAACGGCACAGCAGGCAGCAUCGACAAAUACCUCGCAAGCAAGAUUCAACAUAACUUGGGAAAUGGAAGCAGAGCCAGGAUUCAAGUACCUCAUCCGCCUACAUUUCUGUGAUAUUAUAAGCAAGGCACUCAAUAGCCUCUACUUCAAUGUCUACAUAAAUGGCAUGAUGGGUGUAUCCAACCUUGAUCUCUCAAGCUUGACAAUGGGCCUUGCAGUAGCCUACUACCAGGACUUUACCGUGGAUUCAUCCAGCAUCAUCAACUCCACUCUUCUAGUGCAGGUUGGCCCAAGCACAACCGAUUCCAGCAAUACUGAUGCCAUCCUUAAUGGCCUUGAAGUCAUGAAAAUAAGCAACCAAGCAAAAAGCUUAGAUGGCCAAUUUUCACCAAAAACAAGCUCACAACUUGGUAAGAGGAUACUAACUGGCAUAGGUCUUUCUGUGGCAGUGAUUGCAGCUGCAUUGGCCAUAGUGAUGUGCUGCAGGCGAAACCGAAGGCCAGAGUGGCAGAAGACAGACAGCUUCCAUUCGUGGUUCCUUCGGCUCAACUCCAACCAGUCCAGCUUCAUGAGCAGCUGCAGCAGGCUCUCCAGAAAUCGCUUUGGCUCCACAAGGACCAAAAGUGGUUUUUCUAGCCUGUUUGCAUCUAGUGCUUAUGGACUGGGCCGCUAUUUCACCUUCACUGAAAUUCAGAAAGCCACAAAAAACUUUGAAGAAAAGGAUGUCAUUGGUGUCGGUGGCUUUGGGAAGGUUUAUCUUGGUGUUCUUGAGGAUGGUACAAAGCUAGCUAUCAAGAGAGGCAAUCCAUCUUCUGAUCAAGGUAUGAACGAAUUCUUGACUGAAAUCCAAAUGUUGUCAAAGCUUCGUCACCGCCACCUGGUUUCACUCAUCGGUUGCUGUGAUGAGAAUAAUGAGAUGAUCCUGGUUUAUGAGUUCAUGUCAAACGGUCCACUCAGGGAUCAUCUAUAUGGUGGUACAAAUCUGAAGCCUCUAUCUUGGAAGCAACGCUUAGAAAUUAGCAUUGGGGCAGCAAAAGGCCUGCAUUAUCUUCAUACAGGUGCAGCUCAGGGUAUAAUUCACCGCGAUGUCAAGACUACCAACAUUCUCCUUGAUGAAAAUUUUGUGGCCAAGGUUGCUGAUUUUGGCCUAUCAAAAGCUGCUCCAUCCCUUGAGCAAACCCAUGUCAGCACUGCUGUCAAAGGAAGUUUUGGCUACCUUGAUCCAGAGUACUUCAGACGUCAACAACUAACAGAGAAAUCAGAUGUAUACUCGUUCGGGGUGGUACUCUUUGAGGUACUGUGUGCAAGGCCAGCCAUCAAUCCAGCACUUCCAAGAGACCAGGUGAACCUCGCAGAAUGGGCCCUUACAUGGUACCGCAAGGGAGAGCUCAACAAAAUAAUUGAUCCUCACAUUGCAGGUCAAAUCAGGCCUGAUUCACUUGAGAUGUUUGCUGAGGCUGCUGAAAAAUGUCUUGCUGACUAUGGAGUUGACCGUCCAUCAAUGGGAGAUGUUUUGUGGAAACUUGAAUUUGCCUUGCAACUUCAAGAAAAGGGUGAUGUUGUUGAUGGAACCAGCAACAGGAUACCAAUGAAGCGCUUCAACGACUCAGUGUAUGAUGACAUGGAGAAAUCUAGCAGUGCAGGGCCACCUGUUCAAGGAAGAUAA
This is a messenger RNA of Miscanthus lutarioriparius, 2430 nucleotides long. The record is from the annotation of a GenBank genome assembly. NCBI's taxonomy places the organism in Eukaryota, Viridiplantae, Streptophyta, Magnoliopsida, Poales, Poaceae.